CUCUUGGCGGAAUAAGAAUCUACCCGAAGUGGUUGCACGGUGGGUCACGUGAGCGUGCUCCACCAAUGUGGUGGCUGGAUUAUUGUCACGGUGGCAGCCGGUGUUACCGAGACGGAUAAAACACAUGAAAUCUAAUAAUUAAAUUGAAUUUCAGCGACCAACUUUGUUGUCGAGUACUCAGCAGCAGCAGGAGUAUGAUAGUAGUCCCAUAGAUUGAGAUCAGUUCUGCAACGUUCAGUUAUCAUUUUAAAUAAUCAACUCUUGAAUUGUGGAUUAAGAUCGAUUGUCUAGAUUCGGUCUAUAUGUAGACGUUGAAAUAACGCAUACAUUUAUACGUCUAAAUCACGUCUAAAAAUAGACCGAAUCCCGACGUUGAAAUGAAGUAUGAAUUUAGACUAGACGUCUAAUAUACGUCUUUUGCUCAGUGGGAUACACAAAUAUGAUUAAAAAAAAAACAUUCUAUUGUUGAAAUUAAGUGAAUAUAGUGUAAAAGUAGUAAAGUGUAAAAUAAGUGAUUGCGGAUGGAUUAAGAGUUUAGAGGAAUAAACUGCUUUUAGAUGGUGAGAAAAUUUCGGUUUGUUUGAAAUUAUGUAAUUAAUAACGCCCCGUGGGAGUGGUCACAGGGUUCAAAAGAGGGUCACCUGAAGUUAUCGUUCCAUUCGCCAGCAAACUGAGAGGAAGCAACACCUUCGUCCAGAGCACAGGUAAGGACUCAGUGGGUGAUCGUGACAUGAAGCCUCUUGAAUCAUUAUUUCCACGCAUUUGCUUCACUCUGGUCUGAAACUGCAUUUGCUCAACUGUGCCAUCGUGGACAAUAAAUGUAAAACAGGCAGAGUGAUUAUCAGAGACACCCCCUUUGGUGUGCGAAUCUCUGAAUUGAAUAAAUGAGUGAAUGGAUGUGACGCCAUGUGUUUGAGAUAUCGAUACAGAAAUUAUCAAGUUAUUGAUAUUUUGUCUGUCUUUAUGACACAGUAGCAGGGUGAAAAGGGGAACAGGACAUAAAUAGUAAUGGAGACAGUUGUGAUGUGAAUGUGCUUGUGUGUAACUCGGUUUGUGACUGUGCGUUUGUUACGGGGACAGCAUCGAACACGUUAAUAUUUCAUUCAUUUUCAUUAAAAAACAACUUUUCGACAAGUCUUCGGACUUGUUCUUCUUCGGACGCGUUUCGCUGCCCGUUAGAUUUUAAAUCACCCGCCAAAACCACGAGCCGGUUCCUGAAUCAAUCACGUGGUACGACCGGUGUUCUGCCGUAGAUUGCACCCCUGUCGUUAAAUGCACCCCCUGACGGAAGCGCGGUUGAAAGUACAGAACAAGGCGUAAUAAUCCAAGUUUUCCGUACCAUUGGAUGAAUUAAAAAGUGUAUGCCUUUAAUGAUUUUGUUCAGGUUGUUUAGAUAAACCGAAAACAACAGCCCUCUGAUUGGGAGUAUUUGCUGUUCUGAAAAUAAAAUGUUCUCUACCUUAACAGCUUACUGUACAGUUUAUAUACCCAAGUACACCUCUCUAUGUGCAUUUUUUAGACGCAUAAAAACAGAGGGAAAGUUUGCUGCUCCAUUUGACACGUUGUCAUGAUCUAAUACUCGUGUUUUGUUUUAAAUAUAAGAUCAUUUUCUCCCACUUUAAGAAGCUAAUGAGUGGAGGGGAUGCAUUCCACGGCAUAACACCGGCUCGCGAGGCUUCAAACGUUAUCACAUACGUCAUCAACUCAAGCUUCGAUACGCGCUUCGCCGAAAUUUACUCGAAAAAUUCGACUCAUAUGGUUGUUGUUUUUUUUUUUUUUUUUUUGUUUUUGUUUUUUUCCUUAAAUUGAGCCAAAAUGAUGCAAAGCUUUAAAAGCUUAAUGAUUGAUUUUUAUAUUGAUGAGUCUACAGGCAUAUACAAUCUCUACUGAGCUAGUGUUUGAACAAAAUGGUCUUAGGCACGCUUUCAUAUUUAAAAUGCUUUUAUUUUCAUGGGAUUAUCAUACAGGCCUGACGUGUUUAAGCAAUAACCAAGUUAAACACAAGACAUUUUACAGUAAAUUUCCACUCUGGCAUCACGUUGUAGCUUGCAGAGGGUGUGUGUGUGUGUGUACACUAAAUGUCCAGCAGAUGGCGUUAUUCAGGCCACUGGGCCUUAAAAUCCUCUGACAGCUACCCUAAACAUGAAUCCAUGACACCUAUAAAAACAGCUAAGUGUUUUUUUACUUUAAUAAAUAAGUUUGUUUUAAGGUUUACAUGAUGGUGCCAUGAAUAUAAUGUUCAGAACACUGCAUUUGGCCUUAUUCUUAUUUCUCGGACUGUAUUAAAAGAUGAUAAGAUCUCAAAGCCCAGUGUGAAAAAGCAAAACUGCUUAUUCAGAUCUGUCUUAGUGUACCCUGAGUCUGCAGUAGAAAGUGCUGUUGUUGGUGUGUACUAACUGUGCUUCUGUGUUUGUUUGGUUUUUUUCCAGCAUGUUCCUCAGACCCCAGCUGACUUCAUGUCCUCUCAGAUGACUCCACUCCACAUAGGCCAAAGGUGAGACUGAGACAGGGAUGCAACUUUAUAAGCCUAGAAAGAAAAUAAAGAUGUGGCUUGAAAAUGGUCUUUAAAUGGUCUGAUUUGGAGCAUGGCUGCCAACCAUCAUGCAAACAUGACCUGUUUAAAAUGACUGGUUACACUUUACAAUAACCAUAACUUAUCAAUGGUAAAUUGACCAUUUAUGAAUGGUAAGAAGAUAGUUUAUUAAUAUUUAAAUAAUUUAUAAAUAGCAUAUAGGCCAUAAAUAGUAAAUUUUACAUUUAUAUAAAAACCUUACCCCUAACCCUAACAUUACUAUAACCAUUUAAGUAAUGUUUAUAGGUGGUUUAUAAACCAAUUAUUAAUCAAUUAUUAUGGUUUAUAAUUAUUAAUAAUUAUAAACCAAUGUACAAAGUAUUUCAAACAUCAGUUACAACUUUACAAUAAACCAUCAAGUAAUGUUUAUAGAUGGUUUAAGAACCAAAUAUACUGACACACAUUUUAAUCUAGAUGUUUUAAAACCAAUAUUUAAACCCUAUAUAAACCUUUUAAUAAAUAGUCCAUUAAUAAUUAAUGAAAAUUAUCAAUCAUUGAAGUAACAAUUAACUUACAUUAAUGAACUAUCUAUUUGGCAUUUAUAACUGGUCUAUAGGCUGUUUUUAAAUGAUGAUUAAACUUUAAUUAUUUGCCAUUUAUAAAUUGUAGUUAUUGUAAAGUAUUUAAAAUAGGGCUGUGUGAAAGCUGAUUAUUGAAGGAGGUCAAAGAGGUCAAGGUUUUUAAUUCUAAGUCUUAUAUUCAGGACUUGAGGUUUGAUGGUUGUGUAUUUCUCUGUGUGUUAACCAGGAGCUGAAAUUACGCCGGCUCAAGACAAACUGAGGCAGAACUCAUGACCGUCCAACGCCUGGACCCUGUAAGGUAAGAUACUGACUACUUCACUCCACGGACAGACCAUCAACGAGGGACACUGGAGGUCAGUUUGCUUUUGGUUUGACAACAACCGCACCAUCAAAAACAAGAACCCCCACCAUGAACAAUCAAGCAGUGAAGUUGUUCUCUGCCCGAGUAGCAGGUUUUGGUCUAGUUAUGGUGAUGCAAUUGUGGAGAGAAAGUGUUCUCUUCUGGGGUUGCAGGUUUUGGUCUAGUUUUGUUCUGUUUUGGUGAUGCAAUUGUGGAGAGAAACUGUUCUCUUCCAAAACCACAAAAACAAGAAUCCCCACCAUUAACGAUCAACCAGUGCAGCAAUAAAGACCCCCAAAACAAGUCAACUAUCAGAUUUAAUUAAACAAAAUAGCAACUCGGUCCUCAAAAACGUGUAAAUCAACAAAUUUACCAAAACAAAAAUGAGAGUUCACUCGAAUUAAAAUUUAACUUCCUGAGGGAAGCUUUAAAAUAGUCGGGAUGCGUCACAAGGAUUAGGUCUGAUUUUGGCAAUGCGUUUUUGGAAAGCAGUGUUUCUCUGUCCAAGUGGAUACUCCUCCUCGUCGCCCCAAACUACUUCAGAUUUCCCCGACGUGCUUUUGGUCAAAGAAGAAAAUGAAGACAUAAGAAGACCUCCAAAAGGUGUGAAGAUCUUCAACCAGGGAUGGCUGCCCAGUGCACGGACCCAUUUGAAGGACACCAACCAGGUUGAUUAUUUCAUACUGCUUGUUUUUUUUUUCCUAAUUUGUAUUAAAACUGUUGUUUUCACUCUUAAAAUGAGUGAUUAUGAAAAUGAAAACUCCGUAAUGUUAAUUACAGUGGCUGUUACAAAGAUGAGGAUUCAAGGCUGUUGUAAGGAUAAUUAGACUGAAAACAAACCCUGCUAAACUCUAGUGCACGGUAUUUUGCUGUGCUUUAUUUUGAUACUCUUGAAAUGAAUGACAACAAAAAUGAAAACCCAGUAAGGAUAAUUAGACCGAAAACAAACCCUGCUAAACUCUAGUGCACAGUAUUUUGCUGUGCUUUAUUUUGAUACUCUUGAAAUGAAUGACAACAAAAAUGAAAACCCAGUAAGGAUAAUUAGACUGAAAACAAACCCUGCUAAACUCUAGUGCACAGUAUUUUGCUGUGCUUUAUUUUGAUACUCUUGAAAUGAAUGACAACAAAAAUGAAAACCCAGUAAUGUUAAUGAUGGAAACAGGAGCCGCAGUGGCUGUUACAAAGAUAGGGAUUCAAGGCUGUUGUAAGGAUAAUUAGACUGAAAACAAACCCUGCUAAACUCUAGUGCACAGUAUUUUGCUGUGCUUUAUUUUGACCUUGUAGACCAGUUUAGCAUUUCUAUUGAUUGUAAGUUGUGCAUUGUGCUGUGAGCUAGCGCAGCAAGUACAACCUGAAGAUAUAAGAAGAUCUCAAAAGGUGUGAAGAUCUUCAACAAGGAAUGGAUGCCCAGUGCACAGACCAGGUUGAUUUUUUUCAUACUGCUUGUUUUUUUUUCUUAAUUUGUUUUGAAACUGUUGUUUUCACUCUUAAAAUGAGUGAUUAUGAAAAUGAAAACCCAGUAAUGUUAAUUACAGUGGCUGUUACAAAGAUAAGGAUUCAAGGCUGUUGUAAGGAUAAUUAGACUGAAAACAAACCCUGCUAACCUCUAGUGCACAGUAUUUUGCUGUGCUUUAUUUUGACCUUUUAGACCAGUUUAGCAUUUCUAUUGAUUGUAAGUUGUGCAAAGUGAUGUGAGCUAAGUCAGCAAGUACAACCUGAAGAUAUAAGAAGAAUGAUGUGGCCAUCGGCAUCAGCGUGGUGACACGAGAAAGACAUGGAAGAAGCAGGGUGAAGAUGUCUGCGCUACACCUGGACCAGUACCCAGGUAGAAGAAAACCUCUGAACAGGGUCUGUUUUUUUCUUCUUUUUACAUUUGACUUAAAAUUGAUCACACUCCAAAAAAACACUAAUGAUAAAAUGUUUUUUAGUCUGGAGUGACAUGAAAACGAAAAACAAGUAAUGUUAACUUUGAUGCAGUGGCAGUAACAGCUGUCAAAACUGUAAGGAUAACUAUGCUGAAAAUGAACCCAGCUAAACUUGUCAAGUGCACAGUUUUCGACUGUGCUUUAUUGAUUUGUCCAGCUAAACUUCAAUUCUUUAAUAGUAUUAGGAUCAUGCUAAUGUUAAAAUGCAAAAACCUCAAAAGUUAUGACGAGAAGAUCCAGAGGAACUACAAGAAGGACAACGAGAACUUCAAGAACAGCAUGACAACGUUGACAUGGCUUUUGCUGUAAGGUUGGUCAUCUUUCUGAGGGUAGGUGAACAUCUCCUUGUUUGUGGAUGUGAUCAUCUUGAUUUAAAACUCAAAAAAAAAAAAAAAAAAAAAGGUUUGAAGGGUGUUUUCCAAAACUUGAUCUCAAAUCCAGAAACAAGGUUCAAAAGGUUGCUUUUCAUGACUUGAUCCAAACCCAGAAAUAGGUUCUCAACGUGCUUUCAAAGACCUGAUUUCAAGCUCUACAAAGAUUUGUAGAAGUUGCUUCCAAAGACUUGAUCUUAAAAACAAAAAACAAGGUUUAAAAGGUUUAUUUCAAAAAUUGUUUCUUGAACAAGCAAAGACGGUAUGUUAAAAGGUCUGGUCUCAAAAGGUAUGACAAAAGCACCUUUUUAAUUUGACAAAAGCACCUAAUCUAACAAGAGCACCUUCAAGCCUAAAAAUAAAUUGCCUCUACUCAAUCAAAAAUGGCCUAAACCAAACAAUCAACGCUUUUUCUCAGCAGCACUAUCACGGAGAACAAGAAGACCACUCAGAAGAACCAAAGGAGUAGAAGAAGACCUGAUGUGGGCCUUUGUGUCAACGCCGAAACCUCUGAACAGGACUGGGUCUGUUUUUUUUCCUUUUACAUUUGACUUAAAUAUGAUGAUCACACUCCAAAAAAACCCUAAUGAUAAAAUGUUUGUUUUACUCUGGAGUGACUUGAAAACGAAAAACCAGUAAUGUUAACUUUGAUGCAGAGGCAGUAACAGCUGUCAAAACUGUAAGGAUAACUAUGCUGAAAAUGAACCCAGCUAAACUUGUCAAGUGCACAGUAUUCGACUGUGCUUUAUUGAUAUGUCCAGUUAAACUUCUAUUCUUUCAUAGUAUCAGGAUCAUGCUAAUGUUAAAACUGCAAAAACCUCACGAAUUAAGACCAACAGAUCCAGAGGAACUACAAGAAGGACGAGAACUUCAAGAACACCGUGACAACAUUGACAUGGCUUCUGCUGUAAGGUUGGUCAUCUUUCUGAGGGUAGGUGAGCACCUUGCUUUGGAUGUGAUCAUCUUGAUUUAAAACUCAAAAGGAGGUUUGAGGGGUGUUUUCCAAAACUUGAUCUCAAAUCCAGAAACAUGGUUCAAAGGGUGCUUUCAUGACUUGAUCCAAACCCAGAAAUAGGUUCUUAAGGUGCUUCCAAAAGACUUGAUUUCAAACCAAAAAACAAGGUUCCAAAGGUGCUUUCAAAGACUUGUUCUCAACCCAGAAACAUGGUUCAGAAGGUGCUUUCAAAAGACUUGUUCUCAGACAAAAGGGUUUAAAAAAGGUGCUUUCAAAAGACUUGUUCUUAAACUCAGAAACAUGGUUCAGAAAGUGCUUUCCAAGGUAUGAUUUCAAAACAAAAAAAAUUCUAAAAAGGUGCUUUUCAAAAACUUGAUCUCAAACCAAAAAGGCUUGAAAGGUGCUUUAAAAAUCUUUCUCAAACCAAAAAAGGCUUGAAACGGUGCUUUCAAAAUCUUGAUCUCAAACCAAAAAAGGCUUGAAAGGUGCUUUCAAAAUCUCUCAAACCAAAUACAAGGUCCAAAGGUGCUUUAAAAAACUUGAUCUCAAACCAAAAAUAAGGUUCUAAUAAGGUGCUUUCAAAGACUUGUUCUCUAACAAAAAAGGUUCAAAAGGUGCUUUCAAAGACUUGUUCUCAAACAAAAGGGUUUAAAAGGUGCUUUCAAAAACUUGUUCUCAAACCCAGAAACAUGGUUCAGAAGGUGCUUUUCAAGGUAUGAUUUCAAACAAAAGGUUCUUUACAAAGGUGCUUUUCAAAAACUUUAUCUCAAACCAAAAAAGGUUCAAAAGGUGCUUUCAAAAACUUGAUCUCAAACCAAAUUCAAGGUUCGUAAAGGUGCUUUAAAAGACUUUAUCUCAAACCCAGAAACAAGGUUCUGAAGGGUGCUUUCAAAGACUUGUUCUCAAAAAAAGGCGUCAAAAAAAGGUGCUUUCAAAGACUUGUACUCAAACCAAAAAGGGCUUGAAAGUUGCUUUUCAAGGAUUGAUCGCAAACAAACAAAAAGGUUUGAAAGGUGCUUUCAAAGAUUUAAUUAAAAAAACAUUUUUUUUAAAAAGUUUUUUCAAAGCCUUAGUCUCAAACCAAAAAAGCUUCAAAAGGUGCUUUCAAAUACUUUACCUCAAACCCCAAAAAAGUUUUAAAAGUUGCUUCCAAGGACUUGAUCUUAAACCCAAAAUACAAGGUCUUAAAAGGUGCUUAAAAAAACUGGUUCUUAAACAAGCAAAGACGGUAUGUUAAAAGUCUGCUCUCAAAAGGUCUGUCAAAGCAACUUCAGCAAAAUCACUAUCAACCAAAACUAAGUUUCAAAACUACCAACAUCGCAACAACCGUCAAAGUGCUUCCAAAGGAUCCAACGGAAACAACAACAAGACAGCAACGUUUGCACAUUGUUUCUAUCAGAUGUAACUGUCAACAGUAAACAGAAUGAGGACAAUAAACAAACUGUGUAGAUCCUCCAACUGUUUUUGUUAACUGUAGUUUUUCUUAUUUUUAUUUAUUCUUUGUAUUUUUGUGAACCUUUGAAUCUCUGAAAUGGAAUCCUUGAACUGUGCUUGUCAUGAUCUGCAUGUGUUGUACAUUUUUUUUUUUUUAAACUUAUUUAUUUUCUGUAUGUUUGGCCAUGUUUCUUUGGGUGCAUAUGUAUGUCUGCUUUCCUCCGAACCUAAGCAGGUCUGACGAGGUGACCACCCUUUUCCUGGAGGAACUGUUGCCACAGAAACUCAAAGUGCCGCCUUCCUGUUCCGUCUGGGAAAUCCAAGGGUGGUCAUCUUGUUGAAGGUAAGAUGAACUUUCCAUUGUGGUAACGUUAUGUUUUCACCAAAGUAACCACAAGAAAGCAUGUAAGAAACCAGGUCCUGCAUUCUGAUAACUUCAUCCAAAUUCAGUUUAAAACUGAUUUUCUAAUGCUGCACCUCACCUUCACUGUUUUUAAGUCGAGUAUUUUCUGCAUUUGUAUGUGUGUCUCUCUCCUUUUCCCCAACCAUCACAGAAGUGAGCAUCUUCAGUGUUGAACCUGGCAACCACCAAUGUCUUCAGGAAGGAUCUAGAUCACCUCUAAAGAGACAAAGUCAGACAUCCUUGUGCUGCAGGUAAGAUGAGACAGGGAACACCACACUGUCCUAUUGUCACCCAAAAGUCUGAAUGCUUCAACUCCAGAAACAACUUUUCUCUGAUCAUUAAUCGUUUUCACAAAGGCGCAAGGUAACGUGGGUGUGCUUCAGCUGUUUUCCCAAAGUUAAGGCCCACCUAAGCUCGAUCUUUGCCUGUUUUUAUGUUGAUAACAUGUAAGGCUGGGUCAGUGUUUCCAAAGAUGCAACAACACAAGGUUCAACAAUCAAACCAAAAACAAGGUUUAAAAAGUGUUUUCAGCCACACAACCACAAACCAACAAGGUUCACAACGAUGCUUUCAAAGACAAUAUGGAAACGAACAACAUGGUUCAUGAGGUUCUUUCAGGGACAUGAUGGUAACACAAACAAGGUUUAAAUGGUGCUUUUAAUGACAAAAGGGCAAAUCAACAAGGUUUAAAUGGUGCUCACAUGGACACAAUGGUAAUACAAGGUUUAAAUGGUGCUUUCAAUGACAAAAGGGAAAACCACCAACAAGGUACAAAACGUGGUUCUAACUCAAAAGCUUAACGACAACAGUCAAAAAAAUCAAGAAAUGCUGAAAACACUAAAUAAAAACCAAACCAAAAAAAAAGACGAUUCACAACCAACCAGAGAAUGGUUCAGCAUCACUCAAGGUUAAAAAAGGGUUUUAUGACUUUAAAAAGGUUAUUUCUGUUUUCAUGAAACUUGGUUGACACAAAAAACUGCAAAAAUGUCAGUUGCAAGUUUUACCAAAUACUUGCUGAGCCCACCAGUAAAAAAAAAACAAAACAAAAUCCAAUACGCAAAAAGCAAAACAACAAGUCUUAAGGAAACAACAAAUCAGCAAAGUUCACUCAGUUCUCCAAAAGGAAACCAACUCAACAAGUACAACCUCAACGUCAACUACAACUUCAGGCCUCACCCACAUCUCCUCUACAGCUUCAACUAACAUGAGGGGGACAAUGAACUGUUACCAUAAAAUGUCUGGGGUUUUUUUUUUUGGUUUUUUUGAGUUUUUUUUUUUUUUGUUUGUUUCUCUCUUUUUGACCCUCCAGUCUGUAAAAAUCUAAGAUGUUUGUUUCCUUUUUUUUUUUUUGUGGGGUUUUCUUUUUUGUUGUUGUUUUGUUUCUUUUUGACCCUCCAGUCUCUGUGAAAAUCUGAGAUCUGUACUUGUCAUGGUUUUUUGUGUCCUGUUAUUCUGUACGAGGUUUUUAUGCCUCCCUUUGGCUGCACAUGUAUGUCUCUGCUUUUCCCCUAAACAUGACGGAGGUGUCGAGCCGUGGCGUUGGAUGUGCUGACCACCACCAGGUCCUGGGAGGAUCUGAUGCUGCCCCACUUCGAUGAGCUGCUCCUCCAUCCAGACUGGGAAGUUUUUAAGAGUCACCGUCAAGCUGAAGGUUUCUGAAGUUCUCUUUUAAUGAUUUUGAGAAACUUUUCAAAGUUCUUGUAGUUGUUUUCACCGAGGUCCAAACACUCCAGCUCUUCUGGGGGUUUGUAGACGCCCAAGAGAAAAUUGAUUUUAAAUCUGUCUGUUGAAUCUUUUAAGUCUGUUUCCAAUGUAGUGACCCAUCUUUCUGCUUCUCCAAAAUCUAUCUUGUGUUGUUACAGUCUACAUCCAAGAAGAUCCUGGCAGACCCCAUCACCUGCUGGACUCUGAGCUCCUGCAUACUGGGUUACAGGUGAGCAUGGAGUACAGAUUGCACCACCUACAAAAAAACGGAUGGAUCUUCUUCAUUCUGGACCCCUUUAACUGAAGUCUGCACCAGCACAGAAGCCUGCCUCUGGACACCAUCAGACUCUACCAGAUGCCGUGGGCACCAUCCCCAAGAAACCGGUACAUAAAACAGAGAUAAUGAUUCACUUAUAGGUUAAAAACUGUGCCGGUCUAAAGAAUAAAUUUGUCCUUUUGUUUUAGGACUACACCGAGACGUCAAUGACCCCCUCUUGCUCCAGGACCCGGCUGAAGAAUGAAGACAAAGACAAAGACUUGGUCCCCUGAUUGGAGGUAAGUCAAUCUUUGCGAGUGGUCUUGCUUGUUUCAGUCAAAGUUUUACGGUGAUAAAUUGAUGUUAACAGUCCACUAACUGGAUCUGAUCCCUGUCUACCUUCUGUAGUCACCACCCUGCAGGUGGACUUCCUGUCUCACUGUGAGCCCAUAGACCUUCAACCUCGCCCAGAAAACCCUUACUCAGGACAUGGUGAGUGCGCCUUUCUCUUUCAGGCUCUACUUUGAGGAGCACACAUGAGCAGCUCUCUUAAAUCCUUUUAACAGAUGAGUCCGUUAAGAUGAUGAUAGUUGGAUGUUUUUACUCGAUGUGCACAGAUAAACCUCCACAACCCAUGAAGAGUGCAAGCUUUGCUAUGUCACUGUCACUUUAUAGAUCUCCUCCACCUUUAUAUCGCUGACAUUAUCAGUAUUAUUGACAUUAUAGGAUUAUCACUGAGACCUUUUCUGACCGAUAGAAAACUAAAUGAAAACGAGGCAGAAUAUUCACUCAUGACAGUUUUCUUCAUUUACAGGAGGAUACUCGAGUCUCGACUGAGGACCCAGUGAUGAAGAUGGAUGACCUGUCUGUGACACAAGGGUCAUAGAGGAUAGUUCUGUACUGAUGAAUCUAUUAUAAAUUAUUCAUCUGUUUGACCAGAUGAUGUGUUGUUAAACUUGCUAACAUUUGAGUUUCUUUGGUGCAAACCUGUAAGAUCUACAGCUAGUAGAGUCUUCUUACAAUUGUAACCAGGUGGUUUUUGUGUUGUACUGAAUUUGAUUUCUCAUUAUAUUUGUAAAACUAAAUGUUUAAUCUGAGCUUCAUUUAUGGCUUAAACUUUGUUAAAUGGAGGCUGAAACUGUGACAGCAUAUAGAGAGCUUUUUGUCCACUGGGGUUUUUUUUCCUGCAAUAUUUGUCCCCAGCUGGUUUUUCAUCUCUACCUCCACCAAACUCACUUUGUACACAAAGCUUGUCUUAAAUGUCAUCUUUUUGGAUGCACAUAUUCUAUUUUGCUCAUAUUGCUUUGUCUUUAUUUUGUUCAUUUUUCUGUCAUGCUUUAUUCCUCUCUCUGCUCCAUGUUUUUUUGCAUUUGUAUUACACAUAUAACUAACUUUUCACAUAUUUUGUCUGAGUCAAUAACUCUCUGACGGUGAAAUACCGUGAUUGUGUUUGGUAAAACUUGUCAACUUGACUGUUUUUAAAUAAAGUUUUGUUUAAAUGGAAUCAAAAACUUUUCUCUGGAGGUCAGUUUUUUAUUUUGAUAACAUGCACAGUAGGUUAGAAAGUUUUAAAAUCAGACGUGAACACUUUUAAAAUCAGUUCUCUGGCAAAAUUGAGACGAGCCUUAAUGUUCUUUUGGUCAGCAGUGGUUUCCGUCUUGUGACUCUGUCAUGCAGGCUGCUUUUGCCCAGAGUCUCUUAUGGUGGAGUCAUGAACACUGACUUUAACUGAGGAAAAUGAGGUCUGCAGGUCUUUGGAUGUUUUUGUUGUUGUUUCGUGACCUCUUGGAUGAGUAGUUGUUGUGCUUUAGAAAUGGCUUUAUAACCUUUUCCAAACUGAUAGAUUUUAAUUUCUUUCUCUCAUUUGUUCCUGAAUUUCUUUAGAUCUCAGCAUAAUGUCCAGCUUUUGAGGAUCUUUUAGUCUACUUCACUUUGUUGUCAGGCAGGUCCUAUUUAAUGGAUUUCUUGACUGAGAACAGGUGUGACGUUAAUCAGGCCUGGGUGUGGCUACAUUGAACUCAGGUGUGAUAAACCAGUUAUAUUUUAACAGGGAAGGAAAUCCCUAUUAGUUCAGAUUUUUUUUUCUCCUUUAAUGGUAAAAACCUUUUUUUAAAAACUGGAUUUUGUGUUCACUUAGAUUUGUUUGAAGAUCUGAAACAUUUAGGUGUGACAAACGUAGGAAAAAAAAAAGAAAAGAAAUCAGGGGACAAACACUUUUUCAUACCACUGAAUAGUUAGAUAUAUAAAGUUACGCUAACUUAAUGAGAAGCACUCUGGUUUUCUUUCUGCAUAUUUUUUACUUUAGAGAUUUAUUCAAACUUGGGUCCUGUUUGUACGUACCCGGUUAUUUUUAAAAACAAAGACAUUAACCAUCAUUUGCACCCUUCGUUUGGAUGCAAACAGAGGAUUCGCCCCUGAAAAAGAUACUUUUUAAAAACUCCGUUAGCACGUUUGGAUGUAAACAGAGAAAAAUGGAGAUUUGGUUAGCUGAAGGCAGAUUGUGUUUUUUUAAUCGCUAAGUGGCAUGUGAAAACCCUGAAUUUCAUCUGAAUUUUACAAUCCUUUGGGCUUUUAUUCUCAAAAUGUUAACUUGACACUUCCAACUACCAUCUGGCAAGUGAUGCCAAGUGAGGUUCUUUGGAUGUUGUUGUGGGUCUUUUGUAAACCUCUUUAGAAAUGGCUUUACAACCUUUUCCAGACUGAUAGAUCUCAAUGACUUUUGUUCUCAUUUGUUCCUGAAUUUCUUUAGAUCUCAGCAUAAUGUCCAGCUUCUGAGGGUCUUUUGGUCUACUUCACGUUGUCAGGCAGGUCCUAUUUAAUGGAUUUCUUGACUGAGAACAGGUGUGGCGUUAAUCAGGCCUGGGUGUGGCUAAAUUAAACUCAGGUGUGAUAAGCCAGUUAUGUUUGAACAGGGGGAGGCAGUCCAUUUGAUUCAGAUUUUUUUCCUUCCUUAAUAAUAAAACUUUCAUUUAAAAACUGCAUUUUGUGUUCACUUGUGUUUACUUUGACUUAUACUGAAAUUUGUUUGAUGAUCUGACACAGGAAAUGUGUGGAAGAAAAAAAGAGCAUUAACUCGCUCUAUCCAAGUUCUAUCCAAGCGUUCACAUUAGCGACGGUAUCCCGUCCUGCGAUAUUGCGGCAUUUAUUUUUUCGCUUCACGGUCGACUUUUCAAAAGUUUCACCUGUCCAUCAGUUUUUAAAAAAAAUGAUAUUACUGAAUUCUGAAGUUGAUGUAAAAUCCUCCCCAUUAUUUUCUGUUUAAAUUUCUUAUACAUGAUUGCAUUUCUCAGCUGCCUGGGUUGGUAAAGAACUGAAAAGUUUGUAAAGAUGUCUCUUCCUUCAGCUUUGUUUAAGUCCUGUGUUUGUGUUUCUUUACCCUCAGGAGCCUCUGAGGUCAUCUUUCCCAAAGAGACAAUACACGCAGUGAUAGGAGGUAGUGUCACUCUGAGUGCACAGGUGGUUCCCUUAGAAAACCUGAUGAAUGCCAAGGUGAACGUGUCGAAAGCUCUCACUAAUGAGAUAGUUCACCUCUAUCGAGAUGGAAAGGACCACCUCGUUCAGCAGAGUCCUCAAUAUAAAACCAGAACAGCCUUAAAUCAUGCUCACCUAGAAGGAGGAAAUGUGACCCUGGACAUCUCUAAGCUGACGCUGAAUGACAGUGGAUUUUACAGAUUAACUGUAGUGAAGGGGAGUGGCAGUGAGCAGCUGAUAACUGGAUGUAACAUCACCCUCAGUGUUGGUAAGCAUGUUUUUAUUCAUAUCAAAACAACCUAAUGAAUUUCUAAAGUGGCUCAGUGUCACAGCAGAGCCUGACUCGUGAUUAUUUAAAAAGUACCCUUAUAUUUGUGUUUCAGGGGGUCAUCCAGUCUGACUACACCUCCUAAGGUCCCUGCAACUGUGCCAUUACAUCAAGGUAAUGUCUUCCUCAUCUCCUAAAGACUUGUGUUUCAUUAACCUAAUAAUCCCACACUCUCUUUAAAGCGUAAUCUGACAGUUUGAUAUGUGUGUGAGCACAGCGUCGCUCUAUCAGGAUACAUAACCUCUCUCUUCAGUGUUUGGUGCUUUACUCUAACACUUGAAGUAGUGGUGCACAUCUUUUAAUGUCACAUUAUUUCCUGCCCAUCCCUCCCAUCAGUCUGUCUCUAAUAUCUCCUUUUUAUAUCCGAAAUCUUUGAUGUUCUCAAGGGUCAUCUCUUUGUCCUCCUCCAGUUAACUCAACUCUGUAAUAUUUUCUCUUUUUUCAGAUGCUGCAAACAAAGAUCUGAUCUUGAAAAUUGUCCUUCCCCUUGCUGGUUUGGUUCUUGUUGGUCUUGCUGUUGGCAUAUAUUGCAGGCGGAAAUUGAGAAAGACAAGUGAGUUAUAAACCCUCGGUUUUACAGUGUUUUUACAUCAGUUGUCAAGUUUAACUCAAACACUCAUGUGACUAAAACCUUGAGGCGGUAAAACCUUCACAACUGCCUUUUAAACAAAACGUUCUUUCUGCUCCAGUAAAGAUGUCUCGCAGACAAAGCUGCUCUACAGAGUUUUCUGAAGUAUCUCUCAACCUUGAAAGAGAGAUUAGCCUGCAGAAGAAAAUCUGUCUGUCUUGAGAACAUUUUCUGGAAAAUUUCCCCUUAACUGUAAUGAUUUAUCUAAGCAAACACAAAAAAAUGCAAAGUGUGCCAAAAAUGUCCAGAGCUGCACGUCUUUUAAUUUUUAGUCAUAAUAUGAUUCAUAUUGAUAUCCUGGUUCUGUAAUCUGCAGUGCUUUCUUAAUCCAGAGUCUGUUUUCUCACAGAGACACUACGAGCCGAGUCUGGACCAGAAAGCCAUGAGAUGGAAAGACUGGAUCAACAACCAGCAGAGAGGGAUGGAGAUGCACACAACGAAGAAAAUGAUCUGAAAGAGUGUGUGAUCCUGAACAACAAACAUCCAUGACCUCCUAAUGUUAACUUAAGUUUUCCUUACCAUUCAAUUUAUUCAAAAGCGUGUGCCUUUAAUGAUUUUAUUCGGGCUAUUUAGAUAAGCCAAAAACAAUAAUCCUCUGAUUCAGAAUAUUAGCUGUCCUGAAAAUAUAAUGUUCUCUACCAUGACAGCUUACUGUACAGUUUAUAUACCCAAGUACACUGCUAUGUUUGCAUUUUGGGACACAGAACGACAGUUUGGUGCUCCAUUUGACGUGUUGUCAUGAUCCAAUAGUCGUGUUUUUUUAAAUAUGAGAUCAUAUUUCUUCCACUUUAAAAAGCUAAUAAGCGGAUGGGAUGCAUUCUACGGCACAACACCGGAGGAGAGCAUCGAAUACAUGUGACUCCUUAUAUUUGAUGCCGUGUCCCGUUGACAAAUGUUGAAGCAUGUUGCUGGGGUUUCCGCCUUUGCACGUUAUCACUGCUCGACAAAUGUUGCACUGUUGUCAUCUUCCUUAGUAAAGUUAAGCCACGCUUUAGUUUAUCUCUGCCGACUUUUCGUAUCGUUCGCCAUGAUUUUUCUUCUGUCUCUGUUCCUGUUCGUGUAGACUGGCACUCGCGACAUCGUUUUUCAAGGCACCUGGAAGAAAGGAAUCAUUAAGACAAAACAUAAAUGAUGUCGAUGGAUUGAACCAUUUGGAAACGGUUCUCGAUUCCCACCCCCCAUCCAAUCUUUCUCAACCAGAGAAAUUAGAAAGCUAAGUUCCUUUAUCCUUUUAAAUUUUAAAACGGGAAAUGAGACUUCCAGGUUCCUUUUUCUUCUUUUGAAAGUCUUUUAAAAACACAUUCCUUUAAGUGCAAUUUUACCGGGCCUGAGCUUUUCACCCAGCUGUAGCAUCUUUUUAAUUUAUUAUGAGAGUUUUGUUUUGAUAAAUGUUGAAAUACUUUUGUUUUUGCCUGUUCUAAGUUCUGUAGAAUUUCAUUGUCCUUCCUGUUAUGUCUAGUUUAUGUUGUAAAGCAUCAUGGCAUUAGGUUUGGAAAAGUGUUGUCUAAGGGAACUUAAGUAUUAUCAAACAACACCAGAGCAAGUGCAGCUCUGUAUUUAUUUAUUUAUUUAUUUAUUUACACUAAAGGGACUACUGUUAGAUAUCAUUUUACAUAUGUGUCCCUGAGGUUUGUAACAAACUGUGACGGUCCUACUCACUGUUGGGAGUUAUACUUAAGGUUUAAAUGUCCACCCCUGCCAGAUAGACAACCUGUCCUGUCUCUGUCUCUGGUGCUUUACUUUUGGCCAACAAAGCCAAUUCUGAUUACUGUAUUUGUGGACAUGACUGGCAUUAGAUGAAACUUCCUAUUUUUACAAUCUUUGGAAGAAUCAGCCCCAACCUGAAGAUCAAAAUCAAAUAAAAUAUUGAUGAAGACAUGUUUGUGAUCUCUGCUUCCACGUUUUUCUAUCCUUAUGUAGAGGUUAAUGUUAUGGUACACUUCUGCUGCUUCUGUCUGAUUUGGUUGACUCAAAAUGACAUGACGUAGGGCUACUAUCAACAGCUACUAGUUAUAGUCGAAUGACCACAGGCCAUUCAUCCUUAAUUUGACAAAAUGUCACCCUUCAUCCAGGCCAAAACUUUAGCAUAUGUCUCUGCUCUAUUUCUUUUCAGUGAUUUAAAAAAGACCAGCAUUAGGAAUCAGUACAAACUCAGAAACCAAACUAGAAAAGAGCUACAAACAUUCAGCACAAACCUGGUUGUUUUUUGAUAGGAAAUAUAUAUUUGAAAUGUAUUAGAUGGUUUGAUGGCUCAUGAUGAUAAAUAUCUUGGUACAAUAGUCACAAUCAAAUGACUCUAAAGAGUAUUUGAUGCUUAAAUGGAAAUAUCCAUAUAAAUCCAAUAAAUCAAAAUAUCCAUAAUUUUACUUUUUUAAGGCUGUUUGAUGUUAUUGGGCCUGACCCUUCUUGUACCUUACAUAUUUUAUAAUCGGUGUAAAUCUGUAACAAAUUCUCCACCAUUGUCUUUUUCUGGUGGUUCCAGUUUUUUGUGUUGUAUUUACGUAGACCCACAAUAUAACACUAAAAGUAAAAAGCUUAAAUCGUACUGAUCAGACCCAAAUAAAAUACUUUAAACAACAAUAUCUCAACAACAGGAUUUUAGAACCAAAGACUGACACGAAACACUGAUCUUACAACACUAACAAACACAAGUUCCUGGGAAAUUAAAAUAUACAUAUUUUUUUUAUCCAACAUCAAAAUCAAAAAUUUCCAAUAAACUUUUAACAUUUAGGUUUUAUGUAAAGCUUAAGCUCUGCAAACGUUUAGCAUUGAAAUUACUGUUAAACAUUUUGAUUUAUCUUAUAACGUCAUUCCUAUCACAUGAUACUUAUCACGUAAUUUCGUGAUAUUGGGCCUUUCCUUUUUUUAUUUUUAUUUAUGUAUUUCUUUAUUUUGGUGUGGCAGCAAUACGCUUCCGUACAGGGGAGGGAUGGUAGCAGUGAAAAUGAACCCUGCUGUUGUAGGCCCACCAAAGCUCCCGUGGGGAGGUUUUUGUCUGUGUUGUUCUGGCGUGUUGAACGUGUCAGUAUUUUCAUCAGCAUUUUGAUUUGCUUCUGUAUGUCACCAAGAUACAUUUUCAUGUCAGCCUGUUUUAUAAUCUUAUGUCAAGAUCUUUCAAUACAAAAUUAUGUAGGCUUGCCUAUUUAUAAUCUUGCCUCAGAGUCAAAAGUUACUGAGGCUAUAUGCUCGACAAAAAUGAGGGACAAGUAUAAAUAGACAGCAAAUAGACUUCAAAUGAAUAACAACAACAUGUGCGCGUCCAAAUGUCCAGCUCCGUGAACGACAUAUGAGUCAGAGAAAAAAUAACCUUAAUACUGUGCAGGCUGUAAUAUUAUUGUAACUUUGUUCCCACCUGGUGGUUCAUUCGCGCAACUGUAGCGAAAGGGUCUCAAAAAACCCGCGCAAAAAAACCCGGGAAAAUAGAGGACUGCGUCACCUGAUUCAUUACCAUAGACAUAAUAUACGUAGACGCCUCAAAACCUGCCUACCAGAGCUCACGUAUCAGCGCGGCCGCCAUCUUGGAUGGGUCCCCCAUGUGUCUCCACUGCCUAAGGUAGGUAGAAAUGUCAAACCAUAUUGACAAUAACUCUCCGAAUUCCUGCCCGAUUUUCACACUGCUCGGUUUGUUACAACGGCAGGGAUGUAGCCAUAAUACAGGACAAUGUCACACAUUUAAAAUAAACCAGAUUACUUAUAAAUUCUUAUUGUGAAAUGUGAUCCUACGUGAUCUGGUUUAAAUACUGCGUUGGAUUUUUCAACCAUAGAGCGCAAAAAUAUGGGCAAAGUCGCUUGUUCUCCAUUGACUCCAUUUGGCCCUUGAGCGAACCUGGAGUGAGGAGACCCAUCCAAUAUGGUAGCGACGCCGGAUUACGCUCCAGCACGUAAUGAGGCAUCUACGUAUAUAAUGUCUAUGGAACAUUACAGUCAGGCAGGCCAGGCGAGCAGACGGUUACCUUCACAUGUGGACCACUUUAACGUCUAAGGUAAUCAGUUUUUAAAAACCAACACUUAUGAGAAGGUUAGGGGGUUGUAUGUAGAACUUAGUUACACUUGUAAAGUUAAACAGAUUUUUGCAGUUUCAAGGUCAGAACUAUUGAAAAGCAGAACUUUUAAACCUAAAGCUUUUGCAGCAGCGUUUCCUGGCAUCUCAGUUGGUUUCAGGGAAACUUUUUACUUUCAUGAAUGAAAAAUAAUGUGUAUUGAAGGAGAAAAGGCAGUAAAAACAACCUACUGAAAUCAGAGCUAAGCAUCAUUCUUAUUCUCUCUACUCUAUGUAGAAUUUCUUUAAUUUUGUUGGGAAUGGAGACAUUUUAUACUAAAAACUAUGCAGUAGGCCUAUACCAUUUUAAAUCUGGAUUAGAAAAAUGCCUGGUGGAGUUACGUUUGUUUUAUAUAUAUAUAUAUAUAUAUAUAUAUAUAUAUAUAUAUAUAUAUAUAUGUGUGUGUGUGUGUGUGUGUGUGUAUAUGUACAUAUAUAUAUGUAUAUAUGUAUGUAUAGGUUAUUCCUCGUAGUUAUGUUGCAUGAAUUACUCUGAACUCCUGCUGAUUUGAAGAGAGUAAAAGUUUUACCUAAGAGCAAGUGAAUGCAGCACGGGGGUCAGGGGCGUAGCUCACUGAAACGUCAUGGUUGACGCCAUCACAACAACAACAACAGGGUAGUGUCACGCCAUGCUCUGUCGCCAAAUUAAAGAGCAUUUGCAGCACUCUGGCCUUUUAAAAGGGUAUCAAUUUCCUUCAGACUCUAAACAAAUGUAAGAAAAUAUUAUAUGGGGAAAGUAAAUGUGAUCAAUAGUGGACAGUGUGCCUGUAAGUUAGUAAGCAGACUGCCUCCAUCCCCAUACACACCUCACGAACUCAAACUCAGUCAAAUGCAUCAGGAUUUAGCCUAUUUAAUGAUUAUUUCAAAGCACUGUGUAUGUUCAGCUUCCACUAUGUUACAGAUCUGUAUUACGAAAUAACAUUUUCCUGCGGUUGCGGUCAAACUCUGGUGAUUCGCUUAAAUAAACAUGCAUCAAGAGGUUUUAUAUUUCGAUUUAAUGUUUUAAAUUUCCCGCUGUGCUACACCGGGAAUUUCAAAAUGCAGUCUGUCACAUAGAGGUGGUGCGUUUUCGGCUGUCCUGGGCCGGCCUACACCGGAUCAGAGCAGUGGGUUGAACACUGCUCCUUCACCGGAUUGGUUGUCACGCCUGUCCGUCAACAGUGGACAAAUGCUCUUUCUUCCCAGAUACAGUCGGAAGUUUGCAACAGUUGUGUGAACACCGGCGGUACAGGUGGUGGGUUCGUCGUGUUAUUAUUAUUAUUAUUAUUAUUAUUAUUAUUAUUAUUAUUAUUAUUAUUAUUAUUAUUAUUAUUGUUAUUAUUAUUAUUAUUAUUUUGACCAAAACGGAGAAGACCUCUUUUUUGAUCGAUGGCUAUCAAAGUGACUGCAGCGUUCUUUUUCUUACUGAGAGUUCUCUCGUGUGUUGCCGGUAAGUUUCAUUGCUCGGGUUCGGGGAUAUUUAUUUUCUACAUUAGCGGUAAUACUUCAAACUUUCAACCGUCGAGGACUUUCAAUAACACUGAUAAACUACGAACACAGGUCUACAAACUAAACACUCAACCCGAUAGAUGGGGAAAAAGGUUUCGGCUGUGUGUUUUACCCGCUGAAACUCACAGCCGAACCUUUUGUCACAAUCAUUCAGUGAAGUCUCAAGUUACUAGAUCUAUGCUCAUAGUCCGUCAUUCUUUAUCGACCCUGGUUCGAGAUCAGUCCCCAAACCUUAACAAACCUGCUUCAUCCUCACGUGAACAUGCAGCGAUUUUCCGAAAUUUCGCGCGUCACCGGUGUUGUGCUAGAGAAUGAAGCCCUGGCGGGAAGUAGCGUGGUUAAAAACAUAUCAAGGCGAAAUAAUCCAAGUUUUCCGUACCGUUGUAUAGAUUCAAAAGCGUGUUCCUGUAAUGAUUUUAUUCAGGCUAUUCAGAUAAGCCGAAAACAGCUCUCUGAUUUGGAAUAUUUGCUGUCCCGAAAAUAUAAUGUUCUCUACCUUGACAGCUUACUAUACAGUUUACAGUACAGGCCAAAAGUUUGGACACGCCUUCUCAUUCAAUGUCUUUUCUUUAUUUUUUAUAAGACCAUUUACAUUGUAGAUUAUCACUGAAGGCAUCAAAACUAUGAAUGAACACGUGGAAUUUUGUACUCAUAAAAAAGUGUGAAAUAACUGAAAACAUGUUUUAUAUUCUAGUUUCUUUUAAAUAGCCACCCUUUGCUCUUGAUGACAGAAGUACUUAGUGACUGACUCUGUCUGACUGACUCUGUACUUUGUGACUGACAGAGUCAGAGUCAGUCACUAAGUGACCCUGACAAGGCAUGCCUGUGAAGUAAAAACCAUUUCAGGUGACUAACUUAUGAAGCUCAUUGAGAGAACAGCAAAUGUUUGCACCGCUAUCAAAAAAGUAAAGGGUGACUACUUUGAAGAAUCUAAAAUAUAAAACAUGUUUUCAAUUAUUUCACACUUUUUUCUUAAGCACAUGAUUCCACAUGUGUUCAUUCAUAGUUUUGAUGCCUUCACUGAGAAUCUACAAUUUAAAUAGUAAUGAGAAUAAAGAAAAUACAUUGAAUGAGAAGGUGUGUCCAAACGUUUGUCCUGUACUGUAUAUACCCGAGUACACCUCUAUAUGUGAAUUUUUGAUCCAAUAUUCGUGUUUUUUUUUUUUUUUUUUAAACAUGAGAUAAUUGUUUUCCACUUUAAGGAGGUAAUCAGUGGAUAGGAUGCAGGGGACGCUUUCUAUGGCACAACACUGGCAGCAGGGUGGGGAUUGUGUCAGCUGAUGUGGAUGUUAACUCUUGAUGCCUUUGUCGGCUGCAAAUGUGAAGAGCAGAAAUAAGGCAUCAGCUUAAAAGACAAACGGGCAAAUAAAUAGAUGUGGCUGAAAGGAAAUCAUAGUGUGAACGAUUUUUCUUGGCAGAUGUGUUAUGAUACCCUGAGUUUUGGCUUUUAAAAUGAAUUCAGGUAUCUUUGCAGGUGGAUCAGCCAAAUGAUGCAUCCACAGCUGUUGUUAAGAAGACAUAACUUUAAAUACUACAUCAAACAAGUCAAAGUUAUAUGCUGGUAACAUUAUCUGACUUAAGAGAGUGCAAAAAUGACUUUGGAAGCAUUUUUCAGCAGCCAGAGUUUUUCCAGCCAAAUGAUGCUGGCACACCUAUUCAUGAGCUUAAAAAAACAAAAUAAUAUCGAAUUCUGAAGUUGAUGUAAAAUCCUCCCCAUUAUUCUCUGUUUAAAGUGCUUAUACAUGAUUGCAUUUCUCAGCUGUCUGGGUUGGUAAAAGAGCUGAAAAGUUUGUAAAGAUGUCUCUUCCUUCAGCUUUGUUUAAGUCCUGUGUUUGUGUUUGUGUUUCUUUACCCUCAGGAGCCUCUCGGGUCAUCUGUCCCAAAGAGACUAUACAUGCGGUGAUAGGAGGUAGCGUCACUCUGAGUGCACGGGUGGAUCCCUCAGUUAACCUGAAGUAUGCCAAAGUGAAUGUGUCGAAAGCUCUCACUAAUGAGAUAGUUCACCUCUAUCGACUUGGAGAGGACUACCUCCAUCAGCAGAGUCCUCAAUAUAAAACCAGAACAACCUUAAAUCGUGCUCACCUAGAAGAAGGAAACGUGACCCUGGACAUCUCUAAUCUGACACCGGAUGACAGUGGACUUUACAGAUUGACUACUUAUUGUACGUAACCUUUUAUAUUUUUAUACUUUUAUACUUUAUAUAUUUCUUGCAUGCUCUUAUUAGUUUUUUAUUCUAGUAUUUUAUAUUUUUCUCUGUUUAUUGUUGCACCAUCAUGCCAAAACUAAUUCCUAGUCUGUGAAUCCUGUUCAUCAACAAUGGCAAUAAAACCCCUUCUGAUUCUGAACUGUAGUGGAGGGGAGUGACAAGAAGCUGCUAAGAACUGGAUGUGACAUCACCCUCAGUGUUGGUAAGCAUGUUUUAAUUCUUAUCAAACCACCUAAUUAAUUUCUAAAGUGUCUCAGUGUCACAGCAGAGCCUGGCUCCCUAAUGCUUAAAAAGUACCCUUAUAUUUGUGUUUCAGUGGAUAUUUCCAGCCUGACUACACCUCCACCUGAGAUCCCCACAACUGUGCCAUUACAUCAAGGUAAGGUCUUCCUCAUCUCCUAAAGACUUGUUUUUCAUUAACCUAAUAGUCCCACACUCUCUUUAAAGAGUAAUCUGACAGAUUGAUAUGUGUGUGAGCACAGUGUCACUCUAUCAGGAUACAUAACCUCUCUCUUCAGUGUUUGGUACUCUACUCCAACACUCUAAGUAGUGGUGCACAUCUUUUAAUGUCACAUUAUUUCCCGCCCAUCCCUCCCAUCAGUCUGUCUCUAAUAUCUCCUUUUUAUAUCUGAAAUCUUUGAUGUUCUCAAGGGUCAUCUCUUUGUCUUCCUCCAGUGAACUCAACUCUGUAAUAUUUUCUCUUUUUUCUUUUUGAUCCUGCAAACAAAGAUCUGAUCUUGAAAAUUGUCCCUCCCCUUGCUGGUUUGGCUGGUCUUGUUGGUCUUGUUGUUGGCUAUCGCUGGUGGAAAUCGAGAACGACAAGUGAGUUAUAAACCCUUGGUUUCAGAGCAUUUUAGCAUCAGUUGUCAAGUUUAACUCAAACACUCAUAUGAGUACAACUUUGAGGUGGUAAAACCUUCACAACUACCUUUAAACCAAACGUUCCUUCUGCUCCAGUAAAUAUGUCUCACAGUCAAAGCUGCUCUACAGAGUUUUCUGUAGUCAUAUUAGUCAUAAUAUGAUUCAUAUUGAUAUCCUGGUUCUGUAAUCUGCAGUGCUUUCUUAAUCCAGAGUCUGUUUUCUGACAGAGACACUAGGAGCCGAGUCUGGACCAGAAAGCCAUGAGAUGGAAAGACUGAAUCAACAACCAGCAGAGAGGGAUGGAGAUGCACACAACGAAGAAAAUGAUCUGAAUGUGUGACCAUGACCGCCUAAUGUUAACUAAAGUUUUCCUUGUCUGGAAUCCUCCACUCUCAGACCAAAGCAGAUGCCUUCAUAGGGAUGGGAAUUGACAAGAUUUUAUCAAUAUCAAUGUCAUUAUCGAUUCUGCUUAUUGAUUCAAUGCUUUAACGAUUCUCUUAUCAAUGCCUUUCUUCGAUUUAGAAAAAGGGUUUUCACCGGUUAACUGAAAAUUUAACUCAGUCUCUGAUAACAGAAACGGAGGUAUGCCACCUUUAGUGAGAAACUAAAAUAAUCAAACAAAAAUGCUAUUUGUACAGCAUUUCUGGCAUGCAUUGUGCUUAUGUUAACACAAGACAUAUGUUAGGAUGACCAUAUUCUAACUCAGUUAAAGGCAUAUUCUGAAUUCCCAAAGACUGCGCAUGCAUGUGUCGCGUCAGUGGCUUUGCUUAGAAGUGGGCGGAGGGGCAGAGCUGCAGAGAGCACUGAUGCGCUGCACUGUAUAAUCAAUGGCUACACGUUCCGGACAUUUUAAGAAUUUUAUUAACUCCCCCGGACAACCCCCCAAAAGAUGUCAUGUCUGGGUAAAAGAGGACUUAUGGUCCCACUAACAUACGUACCUUCAAUGCCGUGCUGAGACGGGGCAGCAGCAGCUGACAGUGUUCAACAGGUGUUGUGCCGUAGAAUGCACCCCUGCCGUAGAAGGGACCCCUGACGGUAGCGCGGUUGAAACUACAUAACAAGGCGAAAUAAUCUAAGUUUUCCUUACCAUUCGAUUUAUUCAAAAGCGUGUGCCUUUAAUGAUUUUAUUCAGGCUAUUUAGAUAAGCCAAAAACAAUAACCCUCUGAUUCAGAAUAUUAGCUGUCCUGAAAAUAUAAUGUUCUCUACCUUGACAGCUUACUGUACAGUUUAUAUACCCAAGUACACUGCUAUGUGUGAAUUUUGGGACACAGAACGACAGUUUGGUGCUCCAUUUGACGUGUUGUCAUGAUCCAAUAGUCGUGUUUUUUAAAUAUGAGAUCAUAUUUCUUCCACUUUAAAAAGCUAAUAAGCGGAUGGGAUGCAUUCUACGGCACAACACCGGAGGAGAGCAUCGAAUACAUGUGACUCCUUAUAUUUGAUGCCGUGUCCCGUUGACAAAUGUUGAAGCAUGUUGCUGGGGUUUCCGCCUUUGCACGUUAUCACUGCUCGACAAAUGUUGCACUGUUGUCAUCUUCCUUAGUAAAGUUAAGCCACGCUUUAGUUUAUCUCUGCCGACUUUUCGUAUCGUUCGCCAUGAUUUUUCUUCUGUCUCUGUUCCUGUUCAUGUAGACUGGCACUCGCGACAUCGUUUUUCAAGGCACCUGGAAGAAAGGAAUCAUUAAGACAAAACAUAAAUGAUGUCGAUGGAUUGAACCAUUUGGAAACGGUUCUCGAUUCCCACCCCCCAUCCAAUCUUUCUCAACCAGAGAAAUUAGAAAGCUAAGUUCCUUUAUCCUUUUAAAUUUUAAAACGGGAAAUAAGACUUCCAGGUUCCUUUUUCUUCUUUUGAAAGUCUUUUAAAAACACAUUCCUUUAAGUGCAAUUUUACUGGGCCUGAGCUUUUCACCCAGCUGUAGCAUCUAUUUAAUUUAUUAUGAGAGUUUUGUUUAGAUAAAUGUUGAAAUACUUUUGUUUUUGCCUGUUCUAAGUUCUGUAGAAUUUCAUUGUCCCUCCUGUUAUGUCUAGUUUAUGUUGUAAAGCAUCAUGGCAUUAGGUUUGGAAAAGUGUUGUCUAAGGGAACUUAAGUAUUAUCAAACAACACCAGAGCAAGUGCAGCUCUUAAUUUUUAUUUUUUUUACACUAAAGGGACUACAGUUACAUUUCAUUUUACAUAUGUGUCCCUGAGGUUUAUAACAAACUGUGACGGUCCUACUCACUGUUGGGAGUUAUACUUAAGGUUUAAAUGUCCACCCCUGCCCGAUAGACAACCUGUCCUGUCUCUGUCUCUGGUGCUUUACUUUUGGCCAACAAAGCCGAUUCUGGUUACUGUAUUUGUGGACAUGACUGGCAUUAGAUGAAACUUCCUAUUUUUACAAUCUUUGGAAGAAUCAGCCCCAACCUGAAGAUCAACAUCAAAUAAAAUAUUGAUGAAGACA
Molecule: messenger RNA, 25938 nt
Organism: Xyrichtys novacula (pearly razorfish)
Lineage: Eukaryota; Metazoa; Chordata; Actinopteri; Labriformes; Labridae
Source: the annotation of a GenBank genome assembly